GAUGUCGACAUGUCGACAGCCAAUACCACUACAAUCUUCUGGCCCAUCGACGUCCACCAAGCAGGAUUCAUCUACGGAUGGACGACUCCAGCAUUAUGUAUCGCAGGCGUUAUACAAUCAGACCAGGAGUCCGAGGCCAUGUCCAAGCUCGACUCGAUUCAAGAUACGACACGCUGGAAACCCUUGAUAGAACGAUGGGGUGGUAGGCCGUUCGUGCUUGGUCGGUGUUCGUUUGCAGAGAGGGUUGUUACACGACAUUCAUCACCCGGAACUCUUCCUCAUCCCAUCCUCGAAAUACGCAGUGAAUUUCCAAAGAGUCUAGUUCUAACGAAUCUGUCACAGCUUCAAUUUAUCUACUAUCAUCGCCACGACGCGACAUCCAUGCGUCUAUACGCCUCGGAGUUCCCAAGAUCGCUCUUUGCACUUCAAGGAAGGUCUUCCAGUACCGACUCCCACAAGGGACAUUACACCAACGUCAAAGAAAAUGCGGACACCACACAGGUGUCUUCCUCUAAGCUGUACACGUAUUUUCUCCUCAAUCAGUGGAACUCGGCCAAGUCACUGCAGCACUCGAUGGACGAUGUCCACUCUCGAAAUCCUCACCGCCAUCCCUCUUCAAAGUAUAGCACCGCAUGGACCAAGCGCCCCAGACGUUUCAUCUCCACCGUCUCCAGUUAUAUUCGAGGCCGUCUCAAUGUUAUAUCGAGUGCUUCACUUCCCUCAUACAGGAAUUUGAGUUUCACAGCUCAACAGCUAGACGUUCGGGCCGGCACGAUAUCCUCUCUCUUUUCCCUCUCGCAAACCCUGCAUGAACAAAGCAGUGCAGUCACACCGUCUUCGUCGUUCCUCUAUAUCAAAUUUUAUAACUCGGUGUGGGUGAUCUUGAACGAUAUUACUGUUGGAAUGGCGUUGGGUACAUUCUUGUGCAAGAACCGCAUGGUCUUGGCUGCUCACCUCACUCAUGUCAUGGAGACAUGGUCCGUUCAGUGGCUACAACGAGUUCUCGUCUGGCUCGACAGCUGGCCAGCAGGUCUUAAACUGAAUACCGAACUCGGUCGGUUCUAUUCACACACGCUCAUAGGACUCAUAGCAGUAUGGAACACCGCUUUUCAACAAACUGCUCCCCUCCUCCCUGGUACCAUCGGCCUUGUGGGGUUGACGAGCUUCCUUGGUGCGACGCUCGCUAUUUCCCUCGCAUCAGACCUCCUGUGUGUGCUCACCGCUCACAUGUACGUGUGCUAUCGCCUAGUGGCAGUCGUGUAUUACCACCAGCUCCAGCUAGUUGGAUCACUAUGGAAGUUAUUUCGUGGAAAACGGUACAAUGCACUUCGUAACAGAACAGAUACAUGGGACUACGACAUCGACCAGCUCUUACUUGGCACCAUCCUUUUCACACUCGUCGCGUACCUAUCACCAACCAUAACACUUUACUAUGCACUCUUCGCUCUUCUCCGUUUAUCCAUCGUAUUUCUCCACGCAAUACUACAAACAUUACUCGCAUUUAUAAGUCACUUCCCUCUCUUUGCAUUAAUGUUAAGGGUUAAAGACCCUUGGCGAGUUCCUGGCGGGAUAUACCUCAGUCCACAGACCAAGUCCAAGUCUAUGCAAAAUGUACUCGUGGUCGAGAACUGCCCUCCGACUCUAUCGGCCAUCUUUUUUCAAUAUGCGGAGUUGUGGACAUGGCUCGCACGACACUACCACCCGAUACAAUUACUUCGGUGUAUUGUCACGGGAGCAUUCUUGACUGUAGUCACAGGGAGCUUUUAGCAACAUGGCGGGGUCUGAGGAAUAGAGACUUGCGUGAUCAUCUGAGCCACUGUCAGAGUAAAGUCUGGAAGAGGGCUUUUGAAAAAGUUGUAAAAGACAAGAGGGCUACGCUGUUGUAAUCGUAGCGACUUGCGAGACGCUUCGGUC
Serpula lacrymans var. lacrymans S7.9 is the source of this 1914-nucleotide messenger RNA. RefSeq lists its product as uncharacterized. The record is from RefSeq and is a predicted model, not a curated record. Gene Ontology annotation, biological process: GPI anchor biosynthetic process. The transcript is spliced from 13 exons. Lineage: Eukaryota; Fungi; Basidiomycota; Agaricomycetes; Boletales; Serpulaceae. Gene Ontology annotation, cellular component: membrane; endoplasmic reticulum. Bases 10 to 1767 code for a protein of 585 amino acids.